This is a messenger RNA of Lachancea thermotolerans CBS 6340, 960 nucleotides long. It is a transcript of the gene KAR1, whose product is annotated as Kar1p. The transcript has a single exon. The coding region runs from base 1 to 960 and encodes 319 amino acids. The record is from RefSeq and is a predicted model, not a curated record. NCBI's taxonomy places the organism in Eukaryota, Fungi, Ascomycota, Saccharomycetes, Saccharomycetales, Saccharomycetaceae.
AUGAGUCCCCCCGGCAUAAACCAGUCCAAUCUUCCAUCUCGAGAAUACCGAAUUGCUAGCGAAUCUCGAAUUGCAAGAAUAAAUGAGUUAUACAACAGAAGCCAAAGACAGCAGAAACACAGAGACUCUAUAAUAUCAGACAACUCAACAUCUGUACCCUAUAUACAGGAUGAAGACGACUGUCAACCAUUGGCAUAUCUGGCGCCGAACAGAGUACGGCGCGCGCCUGUGGCUCCUCCAGAUUCCGAGACAAUAAAACCUGCACCUGUGAAAAACCCAUUCCGCCCAAAACCAACCGAAGAGAGACCCUUUUCUGAAGACGACGUGGAGAGGGAGCUUCAAUUUACUCCAAAGCUGAUGUCAAGAAGGAGUAUCGUGUCUUCCAGAACUCCGAGCCACGGCACACCUCUGCGGAGGGAAGGCCCCGAGGACAUAGUACCCGACACGCCCGUACAAUUGCCCAUAUGGUUUUCCAAACAGGUAGUUCCAGAUUUCAAUAACACAAACCGAGCCGCUAGAAGGCGGGAAGCGUUCAAAGAACUGAAGCAAAAGCUUGGAAAGCCGCUUCCAUUAGGCUACCUAAGUGACUUUCAAGAUGAGGCUUCGCGAUCUACCAAGAAAAAUGUAGAGGAGCGACGAAAACGUAUGCUCUCUAGCAAAGGGCGUGACAUAUCCUGGCAUGAUACCAGGUCACUAUCUGACGAAAGCUCAGGCAUUCACAGCCCCCAUACAAGCGCAUCAUCUGGAGACUUUAUCGCAGGCGAACUCAGUGCAACUAGUACCGAUGACGGCUUCCACCAAAACAUAAGUGAAGGCCUCAGGACAAACAGCGAGAAACUCGACCAAAUUAUGGUUCUCUUGGAAACAAGGAAAAAAGCUGCUUCUAAACGAGAAUGCUUGGCUUGGAUCUUUUGUAUUAUAGUUCUUAUCGCACUCAAUUUAUAUCUGAGUAAUUUGUAA